Messenger RNA from Kwoniella botswanensis, 2298 nucleotides. RefSeq lists its product as uncharacterized. The record is from RefSeq and is a predicted model, not a curated record. The transcript is spliced from 4 exons. NCBI's taxonomy places the organism in Eukaryota, Fungi, Basidiomycota, Tremellomycetes, Tremellales, Cryptococcaceae. The coding region runs from base 1 to 2298 and encodes 765 amino acids.
AUGGUUCCUACCGCCCCAAAGAGAGCAGCUGUAGCAGGCUCAAGCCGCAAACGUUCCCACGAUGAGAUGGAACCCAAAGUUACAGACCGGGUCCCAUAUCCUACACCAUCGACUCAUGAGAACGACGACCUCUGUUCUCUAAACUCUGAUGAAGAUGAAUCGCAGCUGGAGAAAGAGGACGACUUGGUCUCUGCUGUUGAAGGACAGGAUGUAGAUCAAGACACGAGAGAUACGGUGGACAAUCAACAUCAUUCUACCUCAUCAGCCCAAUCCACACUCAUCUCACCACCCGAAUCAUUCCAAUCUACAGAUGGCAGCUCAAUGCCUGUCCAAACCAAACCCCUUCUGAUUUCUCGAGGUGUUCAGACGGAUGAUUCAAGUUUCUUCUCCGUGAUCACACCUACCGUCAACUUGAACCGGAAUACACAACCGACCAGGACCAAGAAGUCAAGAAUAUCCACAUCGACUACAACACCUGCUAGACCUAGGGCAAGACCGGGGCUGACCAAAGAGAAGCAAGCCGACGUGUCGAGAACACAAGAUGUACCAGCUGCUUCCGUGGACAUGGCUUCAGAACAAGUAGAGGAGGUGAUGGCAGAAGAAGGGGCCUCGCCAUCAGCCCAGAACGAUCACAUGUCGACAUUAGAGGAUGUACCAGCCCACAACGAUCCACAUGAUGCACCUGGAGCUUCAUUAAUAGCAAAAGAUUCAACCGAGCCCACUCCGAGAAGGACGAAGAAGCGUAAGCAUACCAUCCCAGCAGCCGAUCGAAAUCCAAUGAAAGAACCAGCUCUCCUCCUUCCUCACGGCCUCCAACCCGUCGAGACCGCCGUCGACAACCACUGGGUCUAUCUGUUCUUCAGGUUCUGUGCAGAGAGGCACAAGAUGUAUAAUCGUAGACUGGCAGGUGUACCGAGGGAUCAGUUGACGGAAGAUGAGACGAUGUCAAAGGUACAUAUUGGGAAUGUGUAUAGACAGUUGGAUCCUAGUUCGAGGAAUAUUAGAGAGAAUAUCAUUGGGAAGGGGGAUCAGAGUCCUCAAGAGGUUUGCUUCCGCCUAUUCCUCUACUGCAUGUUCUACAACGAAUCCACCUGGAAUGAACUCUGCUCAGUCUCCACUGGGGGUCUACCGACAUGGCAGCACUACGUCACCGACCUACCAGCUUACGAAGGGGUACUGUAUCGUCUGUCAACAGUAGAGAAGAAGAAAAUCUAUUACGGAGGUUUCCAACUGGUCCCGCCUACAAUCUACUUUACCGAUAAUCGAAAUCGCAACAAGGAUAUGCCCCAUUUCGCAGCCAGUCUGAGAUUAGUCUUAGCAAUCAUGUUGACCUCUCUUCCUACCAAGUUACUGGAAUGUUCCUAUGCUGUAGAUGCAAGUUACCUACUACAGACUAUACCGACUUUCGGCGGAUUCUUGUCGUUGAAUAUCUUGUGUUACCUGAACGAUACCUCAAAUUAUACAUGGUAUUAUCGGAAUUUCGCCACCUGUGGACCUGGACCGCGAUCCUAUCUUGGAAGGAUGUUCGGUGGUAAAUCGGUAAUCAACAGUCUACCAAUGGAAGAAGCUGGAUUGAUAUGGUUAUAUGAGCACCAAUGGAAAUACUGGGCAAGGAUAGGUGAAGACCCUCCACAUGCUGAAGAAUUGGGUUUGAGACCAGGUAUGAGGGUGUUGGAUAUUGAGAAUGCGUUAUGUUGGUGUCAUCGGUACGUCAAUGCGUAUGAAAAGAAAGGGUACGGAAAUUUCUCUCAGAUGCGUAAUCCGACUUAUGAUAAAGAAAUGACGGAUAAUACACACGAACCUCAUUGGUGUAUAGAGGAGAAAUGGUUGAAGUCGACGAGUAAGGUGAUUUAUAAGGAUGAUUUGGAUGAAAUUUCAAGAAAGUUGGGUCAUGUUGUGGUGGAAGGCAAAGAGGAUGAGGAGAAUGUAUAUGAGGUGGAGAAGAUAAUCACGAGGAGGCAAGGGACGAAGUUGAAGGAUGGUUGGUUCAGAGUCAGGUGGAAGGGAUAUACGCCAGAGGAAGAUACUUGGGAGAAGCAGAGUUCGAUAAAACAGGGUGCAGAGGAGUCCUUACAAGAUUGGUUAGGAUGGGAGAAGAAAGUGUGGGAUUGUAUCGAGAAGGUGAAGAAGGAGUACCCAUAUAUCAAACCGUCCACCGCCAAAGACGGGGAGGAUAUCAAACCUGAAAUGGACGAUGAGUUAAAUUUCGCGAGUGGAGAUGAUGGGAUCGAGGCUGUGAACGAUAAUCAACCACCCAUGAAGAUGCCAAGACUGGUCAAGAUGGAACAGGAGAUAUGA